Messenger RNA from Kalmanozyma brasiliensis GHG001, 858 nucleotides. RefSeq lists its product as uncharacterized. NCBI's taxonomy places the organism in Eukaryota, Fungi, Basidiomycota, Ustilaginomycetes, Ustilaginales. The transcript is spliced from 2 exons. The record is from RefSeq and is a predicted model, not a curated record. Bases 1 to 858 code for a protein of 285 amino acids.
AUGCAUCUCUUUCGCCCUCGACUCGUGCUCGUCGCCCUGGCGAGCAGCACCCUCGCCCGCCCCGCCCCUCCCAAUCCAGCCGAGGGCUCCUUUUGGGCGAUGCUGUCACACGUGGCUCGCAGCGACACCGACGCCUUCCUAGCGAGCCGCUUUCCGCAUGUUCCAGUUGAGCAGCGUGCGCGCAUCGGCGAUGUUCCUUCGAAUCUCUGGGGUCUAGUUCAAGGCACGGACGCCUCCGGGCGGCUCAUCCUGCCCACCCCACCGCCGGGACACGUUCUUCUGCUCACCACAAGCGUGCCUCCGACCCACACUGUGUCGAAUCCCGCUUAUCUCCUGCGCGGCAGACCGGGAAAGUCCACCGUGCGCGGUCUCGGUCUACUCACUCUACCCGAUGGCACGCAGCGCACGUUUCGCACAGUAGCAUUCGACCCUCUUCCCUCUUCAGCCGGGCCGUUGCAAGGGGGUGUCGUUGAUCGAACGCACCAUGUGCCCCCGCGCAGCUUCGACGCGGGACUGUUCGGGGCGAGAAAGCUCACUGUCUCUCACGAAGGCAGGACCAUGUGGAGACCAAAGGACAAAGUCAUGCUGGCACACGUAUCCGUCCUGCCACUGGACGGACCGGGAGAACGGGAGAUGAGGGUGUAUCCAGACGCAAUUCUGCGCGAGGUGCUCGCCGGACCCUCAGGAAGGCAUGCGGGACUGGUACAGUGGUCGGAUGGACCGGAGCUCAAGGAGAAAGGCAAGGUGCGCGAGGGAACAAGGCUGUUUCGCGAUUGGAAGAAGUGGGUCUACGCCAAUCUCCCACGGUUGUCGCCGGGAGAAGGUGCGGCGGGUACCAGUUCCCAGAUGCAACCGUAG